Peronospora matthiolae is the source of this 279-nucleotide messenger RNA. Lineage: Eukaryota; Oomycota; Peronosporomycetes; Peronosporales; Peronosporaceae. The record is from the annotation of a GenBank genome assembly.
AUGGACCAACCUGGGCACCUCCUGGAAGAUAAGGCUCUAGCCGAAAUUCUUGAUGUCGAGGACGUGGACUUUGACGGUGGUAGUGAUACCAAAGUCGAGGGGGAGGAGCAAUCCAAACUUAGCACACCUAUUCGUGGGGACAAUUCCCAUCCGGCACCCAUUCCGCUCCCCGAACAUUGUGCCGCGACUGCGCUUACAGCGCUGGGAGCAUUGGGCCCCUUAGAUAAAUCCAUCACCACUACCCCGCUUGACGAGGAGCAACAACGCACGCUCUAUUAA